GCACUACAAAAGGCUUGGAGUAAUGCAUGCGCAGCUGAGAGCAAUGCAAGUAUUGAGAUCCCAUUGGGAAGAUACUUAAUUGGGCCGAUAAUGUUCAGGGGCCCAUGUAAGAGCCCGGUAACCAUUCACCUGAUCGGAACUUUGAUUGCAAAGAAAAAUCUAGCUUUGUAUAAGCCCAACUGGAUUGAAUUCCAGUAUAUCAAUGGGCUCAUUCUCUUCGGCCCAGGUAAGGUCGAUGGUCAGGGUGCUGAUGCCUGGACGAAGAACAAGUGCCGCCAGAAUCACAAAUCUCUUUGCAGGCCUUUCCCUAUGAAUAUGGUAUUCAGUUUUGUGAGCAAUGCAAACAUAAGCCGCAUAUCAUCAAUAAACAGCAAAUACUUUCACAUGCUCGUUUUCGGCAGCAACAACAUAACAUUCGACUCCAUAACUAUCUCCGCCCCUGGCGACAGCCCCAACACCGACGGCAUCCACAUUGCCGUCUCCCAGAACAUUAUCGUUCAAAACUCGGUUAUUGGCACCGGCGAUGAUUGUGUUUCCGUUGGUGAUAAGACUCAUAAUCUCACCAUCUCGGGGGUCCGAUGUGGGCCGGGUCAUGGUAUUAGCAUUGGCAGUCUUGGAAGGAAUCUCAAUGAAGAAGAUGUUGUUGGGCUCACUAUAAGAAAUUGUAGCUUUAGAGACACUCAAAAUGGGGUGAGGAUUAAGACAUGGCAGAAUGGAUUGAACAAACUUCAUGUUAGAGAUCUUGUGUUUGAAGAUAUUAGGAUGGAGGAUGUGGAGAAUCCUAUUGUUAUUGACCAGAAGUAUUGCCCUUCAAGGACUUGUCCUGACAAUUUGAGGCCGUCGAGCGUGAAGAUAAGAAAUGUGAAGUUCAACAAUAUUGUGGGCACAUCGACUAGCCAAACGGCGAUCAACUUGGUGUGUAGUGCAUCCAAUCCUUGCGAGGGGGUUGAGCUAAACCACAUUGAUCUCGAGUUCAAUGGUGUUGGUGAGGCCAAAGCUACUUGUAUCAACGUGAAGGCACCUAAGGUCAUCGGCCUCGUCAAACCGGAUAAUUGUGCUUAG
This is a messenger RNA of Dendrobium catenatum, 1062 nucleotides long. RefSeq names its product exopolygalacturonase-like. Gene Ontology annotation, molecular function: polygalacturonase activity. Gene Ontology annotation, biological process: carbohydrate metabolic process. The record is from RefSeq and is a predicted model, not a curated record. The transcript is spliced from 3 exons. The annotation marks the transcript as partial. NCBI's taxonomy places the organism in Eukaryota, Viridiplantae, Streptophyta, Magnoliopsida, Asparagales, Orchidaceae.